Messenger RNA from Didymella exigua CBS 183.55, 456 nucleotides. RefSeq lists its product as uncharacterized. Bases 119 to 427 code for a protein of 102 amino acids. The record is from RefSeq and is a predicted model, not a curated record. The transcript has a single exon. NCBI's taxonomy places the organism in Eukaryota, Fungi, Ascomycota, Dothideomycetes, Pleosporales, Didymellaceae.
UUCACAUACGACCAUAGGACGUUGAAAACAAGGCUUCCCGUUCGCUCAGCCCUAUUUAAGCAACGUACCGGUGGAUUAGUAGUUAGGUGGGUGACCACUAGCGAAUACCCACUGUUGUAUGUUUUUGCCAUCAUUUGGCUCUUGUAACCAAACAUCAGCUGUCUGCGCACGAAGCCUUCACUUCGUCAACAGCGUCCUUUACUUUUUGCUUCUAGAAAUUAAAACUGCCUGGGUUAUAAGAUUAUUAUUAUUAAUAAUGAGCAAACCUCUCACAUACGACCAUAGGACGUUGAAGACAAGGCUUCCCGUUCGCUCAGCCCUAUUUAAGCAACGUACCGGCGGAUUAGUAGUUGGGUGGGUGACCACCAGCGAAUACCCGCUAUUGUAUGUUUUUUGCCAAUUUUGUGUGAUCGACGUACGUAGGUAGCUGGUGGUGAGCCAUGUCGCAACCUUGAA